This is a messenger RNA of Hipposideros armiger (great roundleaf bat), 1457 nucleotides long. Its product is annotated as annexin A7. Gene Ontology annotation, molecular function: calcium ion binding; calcium-dependent phospholipid binding; phosphatidylserine binding. The transcript has a single exon. The record is from RefSeq and is a predicted model, not a curated record. The coding region runs from base 45 to 1445 and encodes 466 amino acids. Gene Ontology annotation, cellular component: cytoplasm; plasma membrane; vesicle membrane. Lineage: Eukaryota; Metazoa; Chordata; Mammalia; Chiroptera; Hipposideridae.
GCCCGGGACCGGGUUGGGCUGUGACGCUGCUCGCGGGUGUCAGAAUGUCAUAUCCAGGCUAUCCCCCCACCGGCUACCCACCUUUCCCUGGAUAUCCUCCUGCGGGUCAGGAGUCCUCUUUUCCUCCUCCGGGUCAGUAUCCUUAUCCUACUGGCUUCCCUCCAAUGGGAGGAGGUGCCUACCCAGCAGCACCAAGCGGUGGUUACCCAGGAGCUGGAGGCUACCCUGCCCCUGGCGGUUAUCCAGCCCCAGGAGGCUAUCCUGGUGCCCCACAGCCAGGGGCAGCUCCAUCCUACCCUGGAGUUCCUCCAGGCCAAGGGUUUGGAGCCCCACCAGGUGGAGCAGGCUUUUCUGGCUAUCCACAGCCACCCUCACAGUCUUAUGGAGGUGGCCCAGCACAGGUCCCACUACCUGGUGGCUUUCCUGGAGGACAGAUGCCUUCUCAGUAUCCUGGAGGACAAGCUCCUUACUCUAGUCAGCCUGCUGCGAUGACUCAGGGAACUCAAGGAACAAUCCGACCAGCUGCCAAUUUUGAUGCUAUGAGAGAUGCAGAAAUUCUUCAUAAAGCAAUGAAGGGUUUUGGGACAGACGAACAGGCAAUUGUGGAUGUUGUGGCCAACCGUUCCAACGAUCAAAGGCAAAAAAUUAAAACAGCCUUUAAGACCAUGUAUGGCAAGGAUUUAAUCAAAGAUCUCAAAUCAGAGUUAAGUGGCAACAUGGAAGAACUGAUCCUUGCCCUGUUCAUGCCAACUACGUAUUAUGAUGCCUGGAGUUUACGGAAUGCAAUGCAGGGAGUAGGAACUCAGGAACGUGUAUUGAUUGAAGUUUUAUGCACAAGAACUAAUCAGGAAAUCCGAGAAAUUGUCAGAUGUUAUCAAUCAGAAUUUGGACGAGACCUUGAAAAGGACAUUAGGUCAGAUACAUCGGGGCAUUUUGAACGUUUGCUUGUAUCCAUGUGCCAGGGAAAUCGUGACGAGAACCAGAAUGUUAACCACCAGAUGGCUCAGGAGGAUGCUCAGCGCCUCUAUCAAGCUGGCGAGGGGAGACUGGGGACCGAUGAAUCUUGCUUUAACAUGAUUCUUGCCACAAGAAGCUUUCCUCAGCUGAAAGCUACCAUGGAGGCUUAUUCCAGGAAGGCUAAUCGAGAUUUGUUAAGCAGCGUCAGCCGUGAGUUCUCCGGAAAUGUUGAAAGUGGUUUGAAGGCCAUCUUGCAGUGUGCCCUGAACCGCCCUGCCUUCUUUGCUGAGAGACUCUACUAUUCUAUGAAAGGUGCCGGCACAGAUGACUCCACCCUGGUCAGGAUUGUGGUCACGCGAAGUGAGAUUGAUCUUGUCCAAAUAAAACAGAUCUUCACUCAGAUGUACCAGAAGACCCUGGGCACAAUGAUUGCAAGUGACACGAGUGGAGAUUACCGAAGGCUUCUUCUGGCCAUCGUGGGCCAGUAGGAGAGAUUUUUU